Messenger RNA from Cyphellophora europaea CBS 101466, 747 nucleotides. RefSeq lists its product as uncharacterized. Gene Ontology annotation, biological process: nucleoside metabolic process. The record is from RefSeq and is a predicted model, not a curated record. Lineage: Eukaryota; Fungi; Ascomycota; Eurotiomycetes; Chaetothyriales; Cyphellophoraceae. The coding region runs from base 1 to 747 and encodes 248 amino acids. The transcript has a single exon. Gene Ontology annotation, molecular function: catalytic activity.
AUGUCGAGCCUGACGGUGCGGGAUUACCACAUCGGCUGGAUAUGUGCACUGGAAGACGAGAUGGCGGCGGCGAUAGCCAUGUUGGAUGAAGAACACCCGAUGAUGGCGGGACAAGAUAAACAGGACCACAACAGCUAUGUUCUCGGGAAGCUACACCAGCACAACGUAGCGAUCGCGUGUAUGCCGGCAGGGGUGGACGGGCUGGUGUCGGCGGCCACGGUGGCGAAACAUAUGGCGCGCACCUUCCCUGAGCUCCGGGUUGGGCUGAUGGUGGGCAUCGGCGCCGGCAUCCCCAACCUAGCCCGAGGUGUGGACAUCCGGCUCAGGGAUGUGGUGGUGAACAUGCCGGACAAGACAUGGGGCGGUGUGGUGCAGUAUGAUUCCGGCAAGGCGGAAAGUGGCGGAGUGUUCGUGGUGAAAGGAGAGCUCAACCAACCGCCAGACGUUCUGCUGCGCACCCUGUCGCAGGUGCAUGCGCGGCACCGGAUGCGGCCCAGCAAGAUCACCGAGUACAUCAAUGAGGCGGUGGUGAAGAAUUCGAUGCUGGAGGACAAUGGAUUUGUACGGCCAGACGCACCCGACCAGCUGAUAUCUCCCGUCUGCAGCACCUAUGUUGACGACGUGUCCAGCGGGUGCGAAAAGUCUGUGCACUGCUGUGUGACGCAGCUGUGUCAUACUAUCAAGAACUUCAGCAAAUGGCUUGCCCAAACCAUCCAAUUCGUCUUUGGCGAACUUUUCCUGAUUUGA